AUGAAUAUCUUUCGAUUUGUCGGGGAUCUUUCCCAUUUAGCCAGUAUAUUUAUAUUAUUAUAUGCAAUUGAACAAAAUAGAUCUACCAAUGGGUUAUCUUUAAAGACUCAAGCAUUAUAUGUUGUUGUAUUUUUAACAAGAUAUCUUAAUUUAUUCACCAAAUUUUAUUCCAUUUAUAAUACAUUAUUAAAGAUUGUUUUCAUUGCUUCGUCAAUUUAUACAGUUUAUGUUAUGGUUUAUAAAUAUAAAAAACCAAUUCAAGAAAAUAUUGAUACUUUCCCAACUAGAUUUUUAAUUGGUGGUGCAGUGAUUGCCAGUUUAAUAUUUACUCAUAAAUAUUCAUUUGGUGAAGUAGUUUGGUCAUUUUCUUUAUGGUUAGAAGCUGUUGCUAUUAUUCCUCAAAUGUUUAUUUUACAAAAAACUGGUGAAGCUGAAAAUAUAACCACUCAUUAUAUUUUUGCUCUUGGAAUAUAUCGUGCUUUAUAUAUCCCAAAUUGGAUUUAUAGAUAUUUUGCUGAAGGUCAUUUUGAUUAUGUUUCUGUUUUAUCUGGAUUAUUACAAACUGCAAUUUAUUCUGAUUUCUUCUAUAUUUAUUACACCAAAGUUAUGAAAGGUAAGAAAUUUGAAUUGCCAGUAUAA
Candida tropicalis MYA-3404 is the source of this 639-nucleotide messenger RNA. RefSeq lists its product as uncharacterized. NCBI's taxonomy places the organism in Eukaryota, Fungi, Ascomycota, Pichiomycetes, Serinales, Debaryomycetaceae. The record is from RefSeq and is a predicted model, not a curated record. The transcript has a single exon. Bases 1 to 639 code for a protein of 212 amino acids. Gene Ontology annotation, cellular component: endoplasmic reticulum; cis-Golgi network; membrane. Gene Ontology annotation, molecular function: ER lumen protein retrieval receptor activity. Gene Ontology annotation, biological process: protein retention in ER lumen; endoplasmic reticulum to Golgi vesicle-mediated transport.